Molecule: messenger RNA, 2079 nt
Organism: Symbiodinium sp. CCMP2592
Lineage: Eukaryota; Dinophyceae; Suessiales; Symbiodiniaceae
Source: the annotation of a GenBank genome assembly
AUGCCACGGGACCUUCCGCAGCUUCCACUGGCCAGUCGGAUCGAAGAACACUUGGCAAACUUCGUUCCCAGAGACCGGCCAGCAAACAAGGAAGAGAACACCACAGGUUCGCGGUCUUUGAUCCCGGAGGCACACACCAAACAGUUGCGAGGUUCGGAGGAAUGGGUACAGCAGCUCAUUAGAUCUACUGCAGAGCACCAAAUCUCGGCACCUCCAUGGUGCCUUGCGUCUCAUCAGCUUGACCCCAUCGAUGAACACCAGUCCAGGGAGGAGGCAGACUUGGCAGAAACGGAGGAAAUUGCCUUCAACAACAGAAGUGUCACCGACACGCCACGUCGGUCAGAGGCUGCUUUGGCAGGGAGGAGCAGUUUGCGACAGGAUAAGAUGCCUGCAACGGCGAGUCAUACCGCAGAGGACUCGUCCGCAGUGAAGGACGCCCAGGACAUGUUCAAGAAAUGCGAUGACGGUGAUGGUGUUCUAUCGCGGGACGAGUUGAAGAGGAUGCAGGCAGAACGCGAGGUCUUGGAUGAGCUCAUUCAUCAAACGCUGGCCGAUCGAAGCUCUUGUCGCGCUGGCCUGCUGAAGGCAGAGAACUCGAAGUUGGCGGAGGUUGAUUUGGACAAGUUGGACACAGACGGAGACGGUGUGGUUUCAAAAAACGAGCUGGCGGCUGUGCUGGACCGGGACUCGACGCAGGACACGAAGGACGAGGAGAUGUUCAAGAAAUACGAUGACGGUGAUGGUGUUCUAUCGCGGGACGAGUUGAAGAGGAUGCAGGCAGAUCGCCAGGUCUUGGAUGAGCUCAUCCAUCAAAUGCUGGCCGAUCGAAGCCCUUGUCGUGUUGGCCUGCUGAAGGCAGAGAACUCGAAGUUGGCGGAGGUUGAUUUCGACAAGUUGGACACAGACGGAGACGGUGUGGUUUCAAAAGACGAGCUGGCGGCUGCGCUGGACUGGGACUCCAUGCAGGAUACCAAGGACCAGGACAUGUUCAAGAACUACGAUGACGGUGAUGGUGUUCUAUCGCGGGACGAGUUGAAGAGGAUGCAGGUUGAUUUCGACAAGUUGGACACAGACGGAGAUGGUGUGGUUUCAAAAGACGAGCUGGCGGCUGCGCUGGACUGGGACUCCAUGCAGGAUACCAAGGACCAGGACAUGUUCAAGAAAUACGAUGACGGUGAUGGUGUUCUAUCGCGGGACGAGUUGAAGAGGAUGCAGGUUGAUUUCGACAAGUUGGACACAGACGGAGACGGUGUGGUUUCAAAAGACGAGCUGGCGGCUGCGCUGGACUGGGACUCCAUGCUGGAUACCACGGACCAGGACAUGUUCAAGAACUACGAUGACGGUGAUGGUGUUCUAUCGCGGGACGAGUUGAAGAGGAUGCAGGUUGAUUUCGACAAGUUGGACACAGACGGAGACGGUGUGGUUUCAAAAGACGAGCUGGCGGCUGCGCUGGACUGGGACUCGAUGGAAGCGCCAAAGAAGGACAGCCUCCAGGUGGCCAUCACCCUGCAGAGCGCAGCUACGCUGAGCCAACAGUCUCGCGAGCUUCUUGACAGCAGUCGGAUGGCAAGUCAGCGGAAGGAAAAGCGCAAGGCAAAGAGGAAGGAGGCUCAAGCCGCCCAGGCCCAGGCCGUUGAGGCCAAGAUGGCCUCGGUUUCCGAGGGCCAGAAGAUUCCUUCAGGCGGCGUACCGGAAGAGAAGGAGACGGAGUCACCUGCGGAUCUGCUUCGUGAUGCGAAAACGGACUUGACGGACGAGCUGGCGGGAGCAGCGCAGCCUGUUACAAGCUUGAACCCUCUAAGCGUAGAGGGUGAAGUGGAAACGAAUGGCACUGUGGAGAAGGAAGCUGCAGGGUUCGAGAAGGAUAUUCCGUCCGCCAAACGCCCUUCGGAGACUCCGGAAGGUUCAGGACAAGAUCGAGACAUAAAGCCCACAAUGGAGAGCGGAAGUCCUCAUCCUCUACAAUUCUCUGUGGAGAUGGCCCCGUCCAAGGAAGAUGCCCACAAGCAAAGCCAGGCACAGCACCAAGGAUUCGAGCCGGCCCAGUUGAACCCUGAUCUACCCUUUGAGACCUUCUGA